Messenger RNA from Panicum virgatum (switchgrass), 1217 nucleotides. RefSeq names its product putative protein phosphatase 2C 23. The record is from RefSeq and is a predicted model, not a curated record. The transcript has a single exon. Bases 156 to 1073 code for a protein of 305 amino acids. Lineage: Eukaryota; Viridiplantae; Streptophyta; Magnoliopsida; Poales; Poaceae.
AGUCCUCUUCUCCGAGCCUAGUAAUGCUUUGCUUGGAAUCCGAUCCGAUUGUUGCUAGCGUUGGACUAACUUUUGGCCCUACAUUAUCCAGUCGAUCGCCGGGCCGGGACAAGAACCUAUACCAGGGACACGACACGAGAUAAUCCUAUCUAUCCAUGGAGAAGCUGCAACAGAUCCAGCAAACCCUCGGCGAGAUCGAAAGCCGCGUCCCCGCCGCCCUACGCGUUGUCUUGCGCAUUGGCUACCAUCUCUCUCCCGCGCCAGCUGACAUCGCCAGCUUUGCCGCCUCCCUACUGCAGCCGGCGGCGGCGGAGGACGUGGUCACGGUCACCACCGGCGCCGAUGAGGAGCAGCAGCUCAGCACCGCGGCGCCGCCGGCCCUGAGUCUCCGCUACGGGUCAUGCUACGUGCCGCUGCGCGACCACGACGCGCACUUCGGGCGCGCCGACGCCGGCGUCCUCGGCGUGGCGGACGGCGUCGGCGCGUACGCGCGGCUGGGCGUGGACGCCGGCGCGUUCGCCCGCGGCCUCAUGGCAAGCGCGAGCGCGAGCGCGCUCGCGGCCGUAGAGCCCGGCGUCUGCCCCUGCGCGCUGCUGGAGGCGGCGUACACGCGGGCAGCCGCGUCGGGCGCGCCCGGGGCGUCCACCGCGGUCAUCGUCUCGCUCGCCGGCAGGGCCCUGAGGUGGGCGUACGUCGGCAACAGCGGGUUCGCCGUGCUCCGGGGCGGCAGGAUCGUGUGCCGCUCCAAGCCGCAGCAGCGCUCCCUGAACUCGCCGCUCCGGCUGAGCGGCGGCGGGCCCGAGGACAGCGACGGCGUCGCGGCGGCGCGGGCGGGGCAGGCGGCGGCGAGGGACGGCGACGUCGUGGUGGUCGGAACGGACGGGCUGUUCGACAACGUCCGCGACGAGCAGCUGGAGCAGGUGGUGCGGAUGGGCGCGCGGCUGGGGUUCUCGGCCAAGAACAUGGCGGACGUGGUUGCCGGAGUUGCGGACGAGGCGUCAAGACGGACUCUCAUGGGGAAGCCCGACGACAUUACAGUCCUCGUCGCCUUCGUUGUCGACUCCGAUUCAUGAUCCAACUGAUAUCCAGUCCUCGGCUUUAAUUUUAAUUUUAGGGAAAGCUCCAUUUUUGUGUGCGUCAUCUUAUUCAGGGUCCAAUGGAACAAUCCGUACGUCUAGGGAAAAUGCAACCUUGCUUCAUGCCACUUCUGCACUGGA